GAGGCGGCGGAUCCGGUGCUCCGCGGUCGGUGAGGUUACCGGCGCUUUGAUGGUGUGGUCAUGGCAGAAGAAGGUGGUAUUCCCGGUGAAGCGCGCCUGGGUCGCCGUCGCCGGGCGCGUCAGGUCCCGAAAGGACGGGAGUGGAAUUCUGAAGCUUCACAACGAUGUGCAAACUUGCGGAUACGAAGAUGUGCAGGUGAUGUGGGAGAUGCUGAGAUCCGGGCUCGAGCCCUCGCGAAUCUCGAGGCAACGGAGGUGGCCGUUUUGGAGGCCGCAGGGCUAGCCAGGCCACUGUGUGCUGCCUUCGAAUUCGGCUUAGUAGUGCCAGUGAGCAUCAUCUUUUGACGGGGGUUCGAACUUCAGACCUAACCUGAUCGAAGUGUAGGGCCGAAUUGAGUGUCAACUCAUUCGCCCCCUCGUCUCUUUGUAACAACAUAAAUAUUUUAAGAAAUUGUACAGCAAAUUAGUCCUCUUGUCAAAAUGUACAUGAGUUGGGGGUCAAUAGAGUUUCGUUGUAAUUUGCAAGAAGGCCUAUGUUUGUUCACAA
Ananas comosus (pineapple) is the source of this 547-nucleotide messenger RNA. RefSeq lists its product as uncharacterized. NCBI's taxonomy places the organism in Eukaryota, Viridiplantae, Streptophyta, Magnoliopsida, Poales, Bromeliaceae. The record is from RefSeq and is a predicted model, not a curated record. The transcript has 2 exons. The coding region runs from base 50 to 283 and encodes 77 amino acids.